Alternaria rosae is the source of this 1374-nucleotide messenger RNA. RefSeq lists its product as uncharacterized. NCBI's taxonomy places the organism in Eukaryota, Fungi, Ascomycota, Dothideomycetes, Pleosporales, Pleosporaceae. The transcript is spliced from 3 exons. The record is from RefSeq and is a predicted model, not a curated record. The coding region runs from base 366 to 1103 and encodes 245 amino acids.
AGUCUACGACGAAGUUAUGAUCAAGGGAAUGGGGGAUUGGAUAAGAAGUCAACUGCCAGAUGGAGCAAGAGAAUUCCAGAAUGGGGCUGAGCGAUGGUCGUUUUGGAGGAGAUGUCUGGAAGAGUUGUCUCAAGGAUAUCCCGAUGACGAAAUAAAGGUUGCUGCACAAGCAAGCUUGGAGUACAUGUCAUCGGGUGUUUCGCGUUACGAAACCUAGUGAAUGGAGGGACUUCAGCGCAGGUUAUGUCACGUACCAAGGGGGCGACGUUAGUCCCUUCGAAGCUGAAACACUGUAGCUUUUUUAGUCUCUGGUGAACCGCAGCGAAUCCUGGAAUACCUGAGGGCACAUUUGGAGGAUACAUCCUAUGGAAGAGUGCAGCCUCGUAAUCGCUGGCAAAUAUGCGCAGGGUCAUUGGCUCGCCCGCGGUUCCUCACGAAGCGCAAGCCUCCCGCUACCAAAGAACAGCACCCUCGAAAAUUCUCGAAGAGCGGAUUGCACAGCCAAAACCCCUGACUUCAGGCCAUCAGUCAUCCCAUCUCCCUUCACCACCUCUUUGCAGGUGAUUUCCUUAAGAAUGGUACGACUCAGCAGCGAGAUGUCCACCCCGAUAGCUACACCUCCCGCAUCCGAGAGAGGCGGACGCUCGGCAUUCCUACCUCUCACCACCCCCGACGGUGAUGUCGAUCCUAUUACCAGCGUUAUCGGAGCUUUGGCUAUCGUGUGCACCUUUUUUGUGCUCAUUUCGAGCAUUUACUGGACCCUCUCCGGGACUCCUGACGAGUCGCAAAUAUACCCAAUCUGCGGAUUGGAGCUACCAGUGUUCAUGGUAGUCCUUGUAGCUACCUCCGUCGCUUUCUCGAAACUCGCCUCUGCCAGACAUCCAAAGAUCAAUCGAGUAACCCUAGCUCUACCUGUACCCUUCGCAUUCCAUAUCGCGUCCUGGGGCAUCUAUAUGAUCGUGCCUGACCCUGUUUUACGCCUACAUACGAUAUUCCUUGGUUUGCUUGGUUAUUUAUCGCUAAUCUCAUCACUUAUUUUUGUUGCUGUUUACCCUUGCACUACCACUCGAACAGAGGCAAGUCCGCUGAAUCUGAUGGUAUGAGACAUAAUGAGAGAGGCAUCUGCGUUGAACUUCACAUUUUGCGGAUUUCUCGGAGCUGGUAUUGCGGAUCAUGAGUAUUUAUACGUCCCACAAUCUCAACAGGUUGUACGAAGAGUCAUCUUUGUACUCGUACGGGUAACUCAGCGCACUGACAAGCGAGUGGAAAUGCAUGUAGAGGUAUUGGACGGCCGGUACAUGUGGAGACUUCUCGCUACCAAGUGACACCACUCUUGAAAAUCUCUUGUCAUACUAGUAACAAAGACUCUGUCAC